AUGGAGGAUAUUCAACAAUAUCAAUACACUCCUCUUCUCGAACCUGAUGCAUUUCGCAUUAUCGUCAUUCAUCCCGCCUUAUCCAUCAAAUCACCUUUAUCAUGCAGCUUAAUUCACUCUACUCUAUUCCAUUACAAUCAACCUGUCAUAGAUAAUUAUUCGGCACUUUCUUAUGUCUGGGGAGACGCAAAUAACAGGAGGACAAUAUUAGUCGAUGAGAAACCACUACUUGUUACCGCAAGUCUUGACUCGGCAUUGCGACAUUCACGAGAUAACAAAAAAGAUGUAAUGAUAUGGGCAGAUGGAAUUUGUAUCAAUCAAUCUGACUCCGAAGAAAAGAAUAGACAAGUUGGGCUGAUGAGUGUGAUUUAUGAAGUUGCAAGUCACACUAUCAUAUUCCUUGGAGAAACAACCUCAGAAACCGAUGAAAUGUUUAAAUCAUUGCUCCGCCCAAUAUCAUCGUCAUUGACGAAGCAAAAUAAACCUGGACUUUUAUCUAAUUUUCGAGCGUCGCACAAUACCGACACAUUUGAUCUAGAAUCGAAGGAAGGUAUAGAGUCGAAAGUUCAUGACCUAAUUCGUCACGUAUUAGAUAUGCCAUGGUUCAGAAGAAUCUGGAUUCUUCAAGAACUAGUUAUUUCUUGUGAUCCUUGGGUACAAGUGGGAACUCAUCGUCUCAAAUGGAAAGACUUCAAAAGCCUCAUUUUCGAAUCCAAUUCUGAGUAUGACUCUGCAUACAUCAAGACUCCAAACUACGAUGUUCUAGCCGAGAUGUGCACGUUACGCGAAGAUUUUGUAUCGAGGAACUUGGAGAGCUCCGACCCAUGCCAUUAUCUGCUUAAGAUUCUUCACUCGCGUCGUGGAUAUGGCGUCUCCGAUCCAAGAGAUAUGUUGUACGGACAUCUCGCCAUGUUUGCAAACCACACAAAAAGCAAGGACCCGAAAAUCGAAAAAUUGAUCGAAAUUGAUUAUCGAAAAACCACAACGGAGGUUUAUACGGAUUUGGCAUUGUAUUUUUUAAGUCUACAGCUUAGUUUUGAAUUCCUGUCGCAUGUGGAAGAUGUAAACUUUGAAGAGAGGAAAUGGAAUCUGCCGACUUGGGUGCCGGAUUGGACCUCGAAUAAAGUUUCCACGGAAGCGAAGUGGCGUUUGCAGAAAGGGGAGACAAUCAACGAGAUUCAUGGUAUAAGGGAUAUACAUAUCGUUUUGGGGGAAAAGGCUGUAUUGGGCUGUAUUGGAACAAAGGUAAAUUGUGUGGAAAUGGUUAAAAAUGAGAUUCCGAGGAGGGAGGAUGUUUUCGCUUUGUGUCACAAAAUCAAGAACUUGCGUGCAAUGAGAUUUCCUCGAGAGAAUGAACAUUUUGCUGAUAGGAGAAUGUUCGUUCGUCUCGUUUGUGAACAUUUCUGUGCGUGGUUCAAUACCUCGGACGCUUCACCCUAUAGUUUAAUCUCAAACGAUCUGGAAAAGCUCUUUGAUGACCACCGGUAUUCACACGCCCAGACGGAAUUUUACAAAAGAUUGGAUUGGAUUUCCGGAACCGCGAAUCCCGCGAAUCUAAAGCCACUGGAAAAUUAUUUGGAAGUGUUGCGUUAUUGCUACCACUCGAAAGAAUUAUGGAUAUACAUAUUAAUGGCCAUGACGGAUGUCAGUGGAAAUUUUUUCGGAGGGAAGAAGCUUGCGGUUUUGAGGAACAGAGAGAUUGCGCUGGUGAGUAUGUGGACGGAAGUGGGAGAUGAGAUUUGGAGGUUUGAUGAGGAGGAAGAGGGGUCGUGUUAUGUCUUCCGGGGUUAUGACGAUGACAAGGGCGCUCGGCAGAUUGAGAAGAAGGAAACCGAAGAGGAAAAUGAUGGUAGAGCGGAGAUGGAUAGAACAUUCGAGGCAUUUUUUGAGAGGAAGAAAAAGGGGGUUAUGGAGAAAUAUGUAGACUGUGGGGAUGAUGGACGAAUUCUUUGGCGCGAGAGGAUUUUUGAGACGAGGAGAUGUUUUCUUGUUUUGAAAAAGAGAGCUUAUUUGUGGAUGGCGAAUUCACUAUUGAGAGCAGCACGAGUGUUGGCAAAACUUGAGGAUGAGGGGAAUAACGAUGGAGGAGGGAAGAGAAAUAGGAAAAAGGAGUUGGAAGAGAACUUGAAGAGAAAAAUGGAAACGGUUGUUGGGAAUUUGCUCAACGAGAUGACAAGGGUUCGAGAUCGUUACUCAGCUACACGGUGUGAGAUAAAGAAUGGAGAGAUGAUUCUUUUGAAAACAGAUGUGGGUGGAGUGGGGACAGGAACGGGAACAGUGGGAGUGAAUCAUGUUAGGUAUGUGGGGGAGUGCAUCCUUGGUCUUGAAUUGAGGUUUGAUGAUAGAUAUGAAUACGAAUAUGACGAUAAGAAAAAGAGAUUGAGAAAGGGAAGGGAAAGAGGAAUUGAAUGGCGGAGAGAGAAGGAAAAUAAGAGGAAGAUAGAGCUCUUCAAAUGCUGA
Molecule: messenger RNA, 2460 nt
Organism: Botrytis sinoallii
Lineage: Eukaryota; Fungi; Ascomycota; Leotiomycetes; Helotiales; Sclerotiniaceae
Exons: 1
Coding region: 1-2460 (819 amino acids)
Source: RefSeq, a predicted model, not a curated record